GAGUGGGCAGAGAUUGGGUCAUUCAAGCAUUGAAGCUGCAACUAAAAAAAUGGAGAGGGAAAAAAAUGUGUUUACAAAACAUCUGCUUCAAGUUCCUCUAUGCUAAUGAUGGUAAAACAAGCUCCUGAAUUAUUGGGUGCACGCAGCUUUUCAGCCACAUUUUUUCAUUCUGGUUUUGUUUUUGUUUCAUAAAUAAUGACUGUGAAAUAUGUUUGGCACAAAACUCAGUGCCUUUAUUAGCAGCCUGGCUACAUCCAACCCUGUUUGUGAUUUGUAUAUUUCAAUUACGUGCUCAACUUCCUGGUACCACGGAAACAUUUCCUGURUAACAAUGUGGUUUUAGAUUUUAAAAAAGGUCUUUUUUUUUUUACAAUCAGUCUUGAAGCUACCUCCUGAUUCACAGUUAAAUUAGGCUUGUGGGUCUGCAAAUAUUUUGGAACAUAAUUGAUGUUAUUUUCAUUCAAGCAAAGGCCUCAUUUGGUUUGCGGUUUGGAUUUGUUACAGGAUUACUAUGACAUUUUUCAGGUAUGUUUGUGCUAUCCUAUCGAAACAAUGCUAAUUACAAGCACAACCAUAAAAGAAAUCCCGGAGACUCUCUCUAAUCAGAAACAUCUUAAUUAAUCUUUAGAAUCUAUUUCACCUCUUGCCAAACAAGCAGUCAUAAUUGGCCUCAGUGCUAACCGAGGCAAAUGUUGCUGAGCUAAUAAGAAUGAAGUUUAAGGUAUUUUGUGAAAAUGUUAGUGCGUCAGAGGGCGGAGCARCCAAUGUGUGAUGGCAGAAYGGAGGAGACAAGUUGGCGGUUUUUAAAAAGGUCCGAAGCAACAAAUGUUACAGAAGACACAAGCUGCCUGACAGGAAACAAGAUGAGACUGCCUUUCCAUAUCAGUGCCUCACAGGUAACCCUCCUCUUCCUCAACCUCCUUUGCCCAAUCCCACACACAGUUUCCAUACAUCCCCCAUCCUCUGCUGCUUUCUAUCCCACACAAGAGCUGGAGUCCAGCCUGUAUGACCUCAGUGCUCCACUGCAGGACCCCAAASUCCCUAAAAUGUGGUCUGACUGGCUUCAAGACUCUCUGCAAACUCUUCUAGAGCCCGAGGAAGUGGGUGGUGUCUGGGAGGAAGAGCAGCUGCUGAGAGACCAGAGAGGGGACGUUAUGGAUCUGCCACUCUCCCCAUUCGCUGCUGAUAACUCUCUAGAGACCAUGAACUAUCAGGAGGGAGGAGAAGGAGAAGAAGGCUGGAAAAGAAACGAYGCUCUUACAUCCAUGGCCGGAGGGCUUCAAGCCGUCAGCCGAGAGAAAGGAGGAUUUGGUUUCCGSUUUGGGAGGAAGAGACGACUGGAAAAGAGAAGGAAGGAUGGAGGGAUAAUUGAAGGAGUUGGAAAACAGAGGAGGACAAGAGAAAGCAGGAAGAGAGGUUUCAUAACUGAAGUGUGGGGUUAAACAGGAUUUCUUUUUUUUUAAUCUUUACUUUAUUGACAACAGAAAGCAACCAGUAGCAUCUAAUGCAUUUACACAGUGAGAAGCUGCAGGAAGCCGCUCUGUGCAUUAGAAACGAGGCAAUAACGGAAAUUUUUGUUUAAUAAAUAAACUUUUAACAUUUACAUGCCUUAACAAUUCAUAUUAGGUCUUCAUGAAAUUGCACAAAUGAAAACAAACUGUUAAGUUAAAUAUGUAACUUCCACCAGUUGUAUCUGUCUGACCUUUUUUUAAUUUUACACAGAGACAAUGUACAGCAGCUCAUCGACCCUUUCAAARGAAAGAKAAAUGGUACCAGGUCAAAGCAAAAAUGGYUCAUUUCCACCUCUUACAAUUUAACAAAGGUUGUGAACUGAUGAUAAACCAGAAUAAAAAUAAGUACAUAUUGUUGCAUUCUAUACAUAUCCGAUACAUCAUGAUUCACAUCUCAUUAAAACCAGUUAAACUACUGCUUUACUCACCACCAUCAUUAAUAAGUCUAAAUCUGCUUGGAUGCUAAACUUUAGGAGCUGCACUCACCUCUUGAUGGCGCCCGAGUGGCUAAUCAUUUUAGAUCUCUGKGUGACAAACCUUGCCAGACUUCUUGGAUCAGAAAUAUCAUGAAGAAUUUUGUAAAGUAAACAUUUACCAUUUCGAGGGGCUGAYCAUUAAACUACUCAGAGCCAUUACUUUGAGAAAUAAUGAGAUUUGGUUAGGAAUAAAAAAAAGGGUUUAAUGCCGAAAAUGAUCAAAUGUUACGUCGAACAAAUGGAACAGGGUGACAUUCAUUUCAAUUAUCUGAAAAAAUGUUGCAACUGUCUUUCCUGCAUUUAAGAAUAUAAUUUUGAARCYAUUGAGCAACUUCUUCUAUUUCYCUGUUGUUCUCAUGGCCACUUUUGCAGCAUUUUUYCAUGAGUGAAGAAGCUAUAUUUUCACUUUUUAGUCUGCUCAAUAAAGAGGACAUAGAUCCAACAGAUAUAUUAAACAUCAGAAGUUUCCAGUAAUUCGGCUAAAGAGUGUUUAAAAGGCA
Poecilia reticulata (guppy) is the source of this 2487-nucleotide messenger RNA. RefSeq names its product pyroglutamylated RFamide peptide (gene qrfp). The record is from RefSeq and is a predicted model, not a curated record. Gene Ontology annotation, molecular function: orexigenic neuropeptide QRFP receptor binding. NCBI's taxonomy places the organism in Eukaryota, Metazoa, Chordata, Actinopteri, Cyprinodontiformes, Poeciliidae.